Messenger RNA from Danaus chrysippus (African queen), 495 nucleotides. The record is from the annotation of a GenBank genome assembly. NCBI's taxonomy places the organism in Eukaryota, Metazoa, Arthropoda, Insecta, Lepidoptera, Nymphalidae.
AUGACUGCGUUUCGUCCGAUGAGUGAGAAAGCCGGUUGCCCUUUCCCUGUUCCCAACCUUUCCUUAUAUUUCCUUAUUCCCAACCCCCCCUUUUCCUCCACAAUUGAACUCCUAUCAUUGUUGUGGAAUACAUGCAAUUACUAUCGUCAAUUCGCUCCACAAGUGGCAUCACAUAUUAAAGAAAAGCGUGCGCCCAUAGAAAAGAAGUUGAAGGACAUGUUCAAAAUCUGCACCUGGGACAGAGACCUCAGCUACUGGAGUGUGAAGGACGUAGACGUAGUAGACGUAGUAGACAAGGCUCAUAAAGCUUUACACAAACACACCAAGGAGUUUGAGGAAUACGAAUACCAGCUCGAACAGCCUUGUCAAUUAAUACAAGUGAACAGUCUCCUGGCAAAGAUUCCGAGUCUGCUGAACAAAGCUCGAACAUUUUGUAAGGACAGCAUCGCUAACACGGGCUACCCCGCGCUACUACAUGCUUGGACGACUUUGUAG